AUGCAUUGGAGACACGUUGCUUUCCUUGUAAUCAAGCAUAUCCUUUCAAUUGUCUUACAGUAUGCGGAACUCAAGCCAGUACCUUGCUUGACUUAUUUAGAGGCCCAAACAUUAAGGGAGACAUGUGCCACUCCGGUCCUUAAGCAGGUUAGGAGUGAUGUUACAAGAUACCGUUAUGGGGACGAGCAGCAUUUGGAUGAGGCACUUAAACGAAUUUUCCAGUAUGGCCUGGGUGGAGGAAUCCCACGGAGAAGUGCACCUAUUCUACAAAUGAUCCGUGAGGAGAUCACGGAUGAUGGUAAAUACUGUCUAGUGCUUGCGUUUGAGGCUAAGGCUUUAUAUUUAGGUUAA
Molecule: messenger RNA, 351 nt
Organism: Carica papaya (papaya)
Lineage: Eukaryota; Viridiplantae; Streptophyta; Magnoliopsida; Brassicales; Caricaceae
Source: RefSeq, a predicted model, not a curated record